Octopus sinensis (East Asian common octopus) is the source of this 1266-nucleotide messenger RNA. RefSeq names its product enoyl-CoA delta isomerase 2. The record is from RefSeq and is a predicted model, not a curated record. Lineage: Eukaryota; Metazoa; Mollusca; Cephalopoda; Octopoda; Octopodidae. Gene Ontology annotation, molecular function: fatty-acyl-CoA binding. The transcript has 10 exons. The coding region runs from base 145 to 1251 and encodes 368 amino acids.
CUACUACUUUGAAACUAUUAUACUGCAAGUAUUGCAUCGUCUUUUAGUGCUGUUGUAUCAUCUUUCGGAGUAAAAAUUGGUCAGCAUUGUUGUUGUUGAAGUUGAGAGAGUUUGAAACAUAGCUGACAGAACACACAUUAGUCAAUGAUCAACAUGAUACGAAGUAUAUUUUCCGCUCCUAAGUUUAGGACUCUAGUAUCCUAUACUAGGUCCCAUAUACAGCACCGAAAAUUUCAUACCAAUUUACUUGCAAUGGCUUCUCAUGAUGCAGAAUUCAAAUCUGCUAAAGAUAAUUUAGGAACAUUAAAAGAAGACCCUGGUAACAUGGCUAAAUUACAGUUAUAUGCUUUGUUUAAGCAGGCUUCAAUAGGAGACUGUAAUGCAAAGAAACCUAGUAUGGUCGAUUUUGUUGGGAAAGCCAAGUAUGAUGCAUGGAAUAAGUUGAAAGGCAUGUCACAGGAUGAAGCUCAACUGAAUUACAUUAAAACUGUAAAUGAAUUAGUUGCAGCUGAAGCUCCAGCUAAAACAGAACCUUCUGGUUCCACUGGCAAUUACAAAUUUCUCCUUGUUGAAUGUAAAGAUUCUGUUUUCAAAAUAACUUUUAACCGACCAGCUAAAAGGAAUGCAAUUACAAUAGAUAUGUAUUAUGAAAUUAUUAAUGCCUUGCAAGAAGCAACUACUGCAGAUUGUUCCAUAGCUGUUGUUACAGGCGCUGGUGAAUACUUCUGUAGUGGUAAUGACCUCAAUAACUUUGCUAAUGUUGCACCUGAAAACAUUUCUGCUAUGGCUGAAAAUGCUUCUGUAAUCCUAGGAAAAUUUGUUCGUGCACUCAUUGAUUUUCCCAAACCUCUAAUUGCCUUGGUAAAUGGUCCAGCUGUUGGGAUUUCAGUUACAGCACUUGGUUUAUUUGAUGCUGUUUAUGCCUCAGAUAAGGCAACAUUCCACACUCCAUUUUCAUCUUUAGGCCAGUCACCUGAAGGAUGUUCUUCAUAUGUAUUUCCAAAGAUCAUGGGAACAGCAAAGGCAUCUGAGAUACUUUUAUUUAAUAAGAAGUUAACGGCUAAAGAAGCAUUUGAACGGAAUUUGGUGUCUGAAGUUAUACCCCAUGGCUCAUUUGCUGAGGAAACAGAAGCAAAGGUGAAACUAUAUGCUUCUUUUCCUCCUCAGGUAAAUACUUUUUUGGCAAUAGAUUUUUUUCCUCUUUUUGUUUUAUUUAGUAGAAGCACUAAUACUGAGCUUACAUCAUGCUAAUGUGUUAACCAACAA